This is a messenger RNA of Homalodisca vitripennis (glassy-winged sharpshooter), 903 nucleotides long. RefSeq lists its product as uncharacterized. Bases 235 to 825 code for a protein of 196 amino acids. NCBI's taxonomy places the organism in Eukaryota, Metazoa, Arthropoda, Insecta, Hemiptera, Cicadellidae. The transcript has 6 exons. The record is from RefSeq and is a predicted model, not a curated record.
GCUUGUUAUUUUGGGGAAAUAAAUUAUUUAUUAUUAUUAUUUAUAAACGCGUAUUCGAUAAAUAAUUAUUAAGUAUCGAUGGUUAUACUAAUCGAUACAAAAACCGGUUGCGCUUAUCGCCCUUCUCAUUAAACUUCCGGUUUUGUAGUAGAUUGACGCUUAAAUAACGCUUUUAUUUGGAAAGUAGUAAACACAAGGCGAGAAGAAAUAGUCUAAAUCAAUUUCGCUUGAAAUAUGGAUUCAGUGGGGAAUGCAAGGAAAUGGCCAUUGGAAAAGUAUUGUAGAUGGGAAAGAGAUACUAAAAUGUGGAUGGACUUAUCAACUGAAAAAGGGAACUGUUGGCUUCUUUUACAGGGACUCGAGAUUUUGGUUAUAAACAAAGAAACUGCUGUUGAAUCUGUGUGCCUCACUAGUUCUGAUGUCGAGGCUUUCUACAACAGAUGUCAUCUUGGAAUAGCCAUCAAACAUAAGGAUUCAGUGUCAAAAUUCAGAAUAACCUUUGGAGAUACUGUUGAAAGAACAAAGUAUGAUAAUUGUCUAGAAGCUGUUGGGGAAUUGAGAAAAUUCAUACCUGUCACUCAACAUAAAAGUUCAGGAGGAAAAGGAGUUCAACCAAAACCAAACGAAGAAAUGUCAAAGACAUUAAAUCAAGUAAUUAAGGAACUCUUACAGACACAGUCUAAUGUCUCCAAAGACACAGAUCUAGUUCUAUCAGAAGAAAAUAUUGGCAAGAUGAUACAACAAUGUCUUUUGGAUCCCAAUUUUCCAGCCCAUGUAGCCAAAGUUGAAGAAAUAUUGAGUAACAGAAUUGGAGACGAGGAUUAGUAGUUAUUAAGUUAUAGUGUCAACAAACAUAAAUUACAUACUUUAAAUACAUACAGUUAAGAAUUCCACUUGUUCCAA